ACUUGUUUGACUUUAUGAAUUUGAGAUAGUCUCGUUACAAUGGCCAUGAAGCUCGUUUACAUUCUUAUACUUAUUCCUUUGGUUUCGGCCAAGCUAGAAACUUUGAAUAUUACUGAAAGAUUUGCAGAUGCUAAUAUAAAUGCUCUAAUAGAUCAUUCUAUUCCUCAAAUUUCGCAAUAUAUAAUCAAUCAUGGCCUGGACCCUCUCAAGCUCCCGCCAAUUACGAAAAAAUUAUGGAUGAAUCUUCUACAAACGAAGUAUAUCGAACCAUACAAAGCUGACUUGUCUUUGCAUUCUGGAAUAUUGAAACAUUUGUCCAACUUGAAGCGUUAUGGCAACGCUACUAUGCAUUACGAAAAUAAAUUAUUAAAACUGAAUAUUGGUUUCGAAUUUAAAGAAUUAGAGGUAUUAUACGAUUUCGCUGUAAAAAUUUUUUUUUUCAAUUCUGAGGGCCUCAUUUUAGCUUCAACAGAAAACGUACGCACUAAAUUUUACGUCACAUUCAACACAUCGAAUAAAUCUUUAUCUCUCAACGAAUUCGACUUACAACUUCCAAGUAGCAUUAAAGUCACAAUCAAAAAUAAGAAAGGAGAAGUGGAGCAUAUAAAAACAUUAAUCGUAAAAAUCAUAAUUCCUUUCUUUAAGAACACCCUUGUGAAUAUUAUUCAGAAGGAAGGAGCGAAAGCAAUUCAAGCAUACCUCGAAAACAUAGGCAAAUUUUUCGAAAAAUUGGAAACACAUGCAAUAAACAAUUUGAAAAUGGAAAGAGAUUCUUGA
This is a messenger RNA of Acromyrmex echinatior (Panamanian leafcutter ant), 777 nucleotides long. RefSeq lists its product as uncharacterized. NCBI's taxonomy places the organism in Eukaryota, Metazoa, Arthropoda, Insecta, Hymenoptera, Formicidae. The record is from RefSeq and is a predicted model, not a curated record.